AUGCCUCACAUCCCGCUGACACCUCGAGAGGCAAGCGGAGUUCACUGCUUCAAAAGGCUCAAGACGUAUGCCAACUUUCCAGAAGCACCUCAGGAGGAGGCUUCUCUCAGCAAUAGGCUCAAGACGUAUGCCAACUUUCCAGAAGCACCUCAGGAGGAGGCUUCUCUCAGCAAUAGGCUCAAGACGUAUGCCAACUUUCCAGAAGCACCUCAGGAGGAGGCUUCUCUCAGCAAUAGGCUCAAGACGUAUGCCAACUUUCCAGAAGCACCUCAGGAGGAGGCUUCUCUCAGCAAUAGGCUCAAGACGUAUGCCAACUUUCCAGAAGCACCUCAGGAGGAGGCUUCUCUCAGCAAUAGGCUCAAGACGUAUGCCAACUUUCCAGAAGCACCUCAGGAGGAGGCUUCUCUCAGCAAUAGGCUCAAGACGUAUGCCAACUUUCCAGAAGCACCUCAGGAGGAGGCUUCUCUCAGCAAUAGGCUCAAGACGUAUGCCAACUUUCCAGAAGCACCUCAGGAGGAGGCUUCUCUCAGCAAUAGGCUCAAGACGUAUGCCAACUUUCCAGAAGCACCUCAGGAGGAGGCUUCUCUCAGCAAUAGGCUCAAGACGUAUGCCAACUUUCCAGAAGCACCUCAGGAGGAGGCUUCUCUCAGCAAUAGGCUCAAGACGUAUGCCAACUUUCCAGAAGCACCUCAGGAGGAGGCUUCUCUCAGCAAUAGGCUCAAGACGUAUGCCAACUUUCCAGAAGCACCUCAGGAGGAGGCUUCUCUCAGCAAUAGGUUCAAGACGUAUGCCAACUUUCCAGAAGCACCUCAGGAGGAGGCUUCUCUCAGCAAUAGGCUCAAGACGUAUGCCAACUUUCCAGAAGCACCUCAGGAGGAGGCUUCUCUCAGCAAUAGGCUCAAGACGUAUGCCAACUUUCCAGAAGCACCUCAGGAGGAGGCUUCUCUCAGCAAUAGGCUCAAGACGUAUGCCAACUUUCCAGAAGCACCUCAGGAGGAGGCUUCUCUCAGCAAUAGGCUCAAGACGUAUGCCAACUUUCCAGAAGCACCUCAGGAGGAGGCUUCUCUCAGCAAUAGGCUCAAGACGUAUGCCAACUUUCCAGAAGCACCUCAGGAGGAGGCUUCUCUCAGCAAUAGGCUCAAGACGUAUGCCAACUUUCCAGAAGCACCUCAGGAGGAGGCUUCUCUCAUCAAUAGGCUCAAGACGUAUGCCAACUUUCCAGAAGCACCUCACGAGGAGGCUUCUCUCAGCAAUAGGCUCAAGACGUAUGCCAACUUUCCAGAAGCACCUCAGGAGGAGGCUUCUCUCAGCAAUAGGCUCAAGACGUAUGCCAACUUUCCAGAAGCACCUCAGGAGGAGGCUUCUCUCAGCAAUAGGCUCAAGACGUAUGCCAACUUUCCAGAAGCACCUCAGGAGGAGGCUUCUCUCAGCAAUAGGCUCAAGACGUAUGCCAACUUUCCAGAAGCACCUCAGGAGGAGGCUUCUCUCAGCAAUAGGCUCAAGACGUAUGCCAACUUUCCAGAAGCACCUGAGGAGGAGGCUUUUCUCAGCAAUAGGCUCAAGACGUAUGCCAACUUUCCAGAAGCACCUCAGGAGGAGGCUUCUCUCAGCAAUAGGCUCAAGACGUAUGCCAACUUUCCAGAAGCACCUGAGGAGGAGGCUUCUCUCAGCAAUAGGCUCAAGACGUAUGCCAACUUUCCAGAAGCACCUGAGGAGGAGGCUUCUCUCAGCAAUAGGCUCAAGACGUAUGCCAACUUUCCAGAAGCACCUCAGGAGGAGGCUUCUCUCAGCAAUAGGCUCAAGACGUAUGCCAACUUUCCAGAAGCACCUCAGGAGGAGGCUUCUCUCAGCAAUAGGCUCAAGACGUAUGCCAACUUUCCAGAAGCACCUCAGGAGGAGGCUUCUCUCAGCAAUAGGCUCAAGACGUAUGCCAACUUUCCAGAAGCACCUCAGGAGGAGGCUUCUCUCAGCAAUAGGCUCAAGACGUAUGCCAACUUUCCAGAAGCACCUGAGGAGGAGGCUUCUCUCAGCAAUAGGCUCAAGACGUAUGCCAACUUUCCAGAAGCACCUCAGGAGGAGGCUUCUCUCAGCAAUAGGCUCAAGACGUAUGCCAACUUUCCAGAAGCACCUCAGGAGGAGGCUUCUCUCAGCAAUAGGCUCAAGACGUAUGCCAACUUUCCAGAAGCACCUCAGGAGGAGGCUUCUCUCAGCAAUAGGCUCAAGACGUAUGCCAACUUUCCAGAAGCACCUCAGGAGGAGGCUUCUCUCAGCAAUAGGCUCAAGACGUAUGCCAACUUUCCAGAAGCACCUCAGGAGGAGGCUUCUCUCAGCAAUAGGCUCAAGACGUAUGCCAACUUUCCAGAAGCACCUCAGGAGGAGGCUUCUCUCAGCAAUAGGCUCAAGACGUAUGCCAACUUUCCAGAAGCACCUCAGGAGGAGGCUUCUCUCAGCAAUAGGCUCAAGACGUAUGCCAACUUUCCAGAAGCACCUCAGGAGGAGGCUUCUCUCAGCAAUAGGCUCAAGACGUAUGCCAACUUUCCAGAAACACCUCAGGAGGAGGCUUCUCUCAGCAAUAGGCUCAAGACGUAUGCCAACUUUCCAGAAGCACCUCAGGAGGAGGCUUCUCUCAGCAAUAGGCUCAAGACGUAUGCCAACUUUCCAGAAGCACCUCAGGAGGAGGCUUCUCUCAUCAAUAGGCUCAAGACGUAUGCCAACUUUCCAGAAGCACCUCAGGAGGAGGCUUCUCUCAGCAAUAGGCUCAAGACGUAUGCUAACUUUCCAGAAGCACCUCAGGAGGAGGCUUCUCUCAGCAAUAGGCUCAAGACGUAUGCCAACUUUCCAGAAGCACCUCAGGAGGAGGCUUCUCUCAGCAAUAGGCUCAAGACGUAUGCUAACUUUCCAGAAGCACCUCAGGAGGAGGCUUCUCUCAGCAAUAGGCUCAAGACAUAUGCCAACUUUCCAGAAGCACCUCAGGAGGAGGCUUCUCUCAGCAAUAGGCUCAAGACGUAUGCCACCUUUCCAGAAGCACCUCAGGAGGAGGCUUCUCUCAGCAAUAGGCUCAAGACGUAUGCCAACUUUCCAGAAGCACCUGAGGAGGAGGCUUCUCUCAGCAAUAGGCUCAAGACGUAUGCCAACUUUCCAGAAGCACCUCAGGAGGAGGCUUCUCUCAGCAAUAGGCUCAAGACGUAUGCCAAGUUUCCAGAAGCACCUCAGGAGGAGGCUUCUCUCAGCAAUAGGCUCAAGACGUAUGCCAACUUUCCAGAAGCACCUGAGGAGGAGGCUUCUCUCAGCAAUAGGCUCAAGACGUAUGCCAACUUUCCAGAAGCACCUCAGGAGGAGGCUUCUCUCAGCAAUAGGCUCAAGACGUAUGCCACCUUUCCAGAAGCACCUCAGGAGGAGGCUUCUCUCAGCAAUAGGCUCAAGACGUAUGCCAACUUUCCAGAAGCACCUGAGGAGGAGGCUUCUCUCAGCAAUAGGCUCAAGACGUAUGCCAACUUUCCAGAAGCACCUCAGGAGGAGGCUUCUCUCAGCAAUAGGCUCAAGACGUAUGCCAACUUUCCAGAAGCACCUGAGGAGGAGGCUUCUCUCAGCAAUAGGCUCAAGACGUAUGCCAACUUUCCAGAAGCACCUCAGGAGGAGGCUUCUCUCAGCAAUAGGCUCAAGACGUAUGCCAACUUUCCAGAAGCACCUGAGGAGGAGGCUUCUCUCAGCAAUAGGCUCAAGACGUAUGCCAACUUUCCAGAAGCACCUGAGGAGGAGGCUUCUCUCAGCAAUAGGCUAAAGACGUAUGCCAACUUUCCAGAAGCACCUCAGGAGGAGGCUUCUCUCAGCAAUAGGCUCAAGACGUAUGCCAACUUUCCAGAAGCACCUCAGGAGGAGGCUUCUCUCAGCAAUAGGCUCAAGACAUAUGCCAACUUUCCAGAAGCACCUCAGGAGGAGGCUUCUCUCAGCAAUAGGCUCAAGACGUAUGCCAACUUUCCAGAAGCACCUCAGGAGGAGGCUUCUCUCAGCAAUAGGCUCAAGACGUAUGCCACCUUUCCAGAAGCACCUCAGGAGGAGGCUUCUCUCAGCAAUAGGCUCAAGACGUAUGCCAACUUUCCAGAAGCACCUCAGGAGGAGGCUUCUCUCAGCAAUAGGCUCAAGACGUAUGCCAACUUUCCAGAAGCACCUGAGGAGGAGGCUUUUCUCAGCAAUAGGCUCAAGACGUAUGCCAACUUUCCAGAAGCACCUCAGGAGGAGGCUUCUCUCAGCAAUAGGCUCAAGACGUAUGCCAACUUUCCAGAAGCACCUCAGGAGGAGGCUUCUCUCAGCAAUAGGCUCAAGACGUAUGCCAACUUUCCAGAAGCACCUGAGGAGGAGGCUUCUCUCAGCAAUAGGCUAAAGACGUAUGCCAACUUUCCAGAAGCACCUCAGGAGGAGGCUUCUCUCAGCAAUAGGCUCAAGACGUAUGCCAACUUUCCAGAAGCACCUCAGGAGGAGGCUUCUCUCAGGAAUAGGCUCAAGACAUAUGCCAACUUUCCAGAAGCACCUCAGGAGGAGGCUUCUCUCAGCAAUAGGCUCAAGACGUAUGCCAACUUUCCAGAAGCACCUCAGGAGGAGGCUUCUCUCAGCAAUAGGCUCAAGACGUAUGCCAACUUUCCAGAAGCACCUCAGGAGGAGGCUUCUCUCAGGAAUAGGCUCAAGACAUAUGCCAACUUUCCAGAAGCACCUCAGGAGGAGGCUUCUCUCAGCAAUAGGCUCAAGACGUAUGCCACCUUUCCAGAAGCACCUCAGGAGGAGGCUUCUCUCAGCAAUAGGCUCAAGACGUAUACCAACUUUCCAGAAGCACCUCAGGAGGAGGCUUCUCUCAGCAAUAGGCUCAAGACGUAUGCCAACUUUCCAGAAGCACCUCAGGAGGAGGCUUCUCUCAGCAAUAGGCUCAAGACGUAUGCCAACUUUCCAGAAGCACCUGAGGAGGAGGCUUUUCUCAGCAAUAGGCUCAAGACGUAUGCCAACUUUCCAGAAGCACCUCAGGAGGAGGCUUCUCUCAGCAAUAGGCUCAAGACGUAUGCCAACUUUCCAGAAGCACCUCAGGAGGAGGCUUCUCUCAGCAAUAGGCUCAAGACGUAUGCCAACUUUCCAGAAGCACCUCAGGAGGAGGCUUCUCUCAGCAAUAGGCUCAAGACGUAUGCCAACUUUCCAGAAGCACCUCAGGAGGAGGCUUCUCUCAGCAAUAGGCUCAAGACGUAUGCCAACUUUCCAGAAGCACCUCAGGAGGAGGCUUCUCUCAGCAAUAGGCUCAAGACGUAUGACAACUUUCCAGAAGCACCUCAGGAGGAGGCUUCUCUCAGCAAUAGGCCCAAGACGUAUGCCAACUUUCCAGAAGCACCUCAGGAGGAGGCUUCUCUCAGCAAUAGGCUCAAGACGUAUGCCAACUUUCCAGAAGCACCUCAGGAGGAGGCUUCUCUCAGCAAUAGGCUCAAGACGUAUGCCAACUUUCCAGAAGCACCUCAGGAGGAGGCUUCUCUCAGCAAUAGGCUCAAGACGUAUGCCAACUUUCCAGAAGCACCUCAGGAGGAGGCUUCUCUCAGCAAUAGGCUCAAGACGUAUGCCAACUUUCCAGAAGCACCUCAGGAGGAGGCUUCUCUCAGCAAUAGGCUCAAGACGUAUGCCAACUUUCCAGAAGCACCUCAGGAGGAGGCUUCUCUCAGCAAUAGGCUCAAGACGUAUACCAACUUUCCAGAAGCACCUCAGGAGGAGGCUUCUCUCAGCAAUAGGCUCAAGACGUAUGCCAACUUUCCAGAAGCACCUCAGGAGGAGGCUUCUCUCAGCAAUAGGCUCAAGACGUAUGCCAACUUUCCAGAAGCACCUCAGGAGGAGGCUUCUCUCAGCAAUAGGCUCAAGACGUAUGCCAACUUUCCAGAAGCACCUCAGGAGGAGGCUUCUCUCAGCAAUAGGCUCAAGACGUAUGCCAACUGUCCAGAAGCACCUCAGGAGGAGGCUUCUCUCAGCAAUAGGCUCAAGACGUAUGCCAACUUUCCAGAAGCACCUCAGGAGGAGGCUUCUCUCAGCAAUAGGCUCAAGACGUAUGCCAACUUUCCAGAAGCACCUCAGGAGGAGGCUUCUCUCAGCAAUAGGCUCAAGACCUAUGCCAACUUUCCAGAAGCACCUCAGGAGGAGGCUUCUCUCAGCAAUAGGCUCAAGACGUAUGCCAACUUUCCAGAAGCACCUCAGGAGGAGGCUUCUCUCAGCAAUAGGCUCAAGACGUAUGCCAACUUUCCAGAAGCACCUCAGGAGGAGGCUUCUCUCAGCAAUAGGCUCAAGACGUAUGCCAACUUUCCAGAAGCACCUCAGGAGGAGGCUUCUCUCAGCAAUAGGCUCAAGACGUAUGCCAACUUUCCAGAAGCACCUCAGGAGGAGGCUUCUCUCAGCAAUAGGCUCAAGACGUAUGCCAACUUUCCAGAAGCACCUCAGGAGGAGGCUUCUCUCAGCAAUAGGCUCAAGACGUAUGCCAACUUUCCAGAAGCACCUCAGGAGGAGGCUUCUCUCAGCAAUAGGCUCAAGACGUAUGCCAACUUUCCAGAAGCACCUCAGGAGGAGGCUUCUCUCAGCAAUAGGCUCAAGACGUAUGCCAACUUUCCAGAAGCACCUCAGGAGGAGGCUUCUCUCAGCAAUAGGCUCAAGACCUAUGCCAACUUUCCAGAAGCACCUCAGGAGGAGGCUUCUCUCAGCAAUAGGCUCAAGACGUAUGCCAACUUUCCAGAAGCACCUCAGGAGAAGGCUUCUCUCAGCAAUAGGCUCAAGACGUAUGCCAACUUUCCAGAAGCACCUCAGGAGGAGGCUUCUCUCAGCAAUAGGCUCAAGACGUAUGCCAACUUUCCAGAAGCACCUCAGGAGGAGGCUUCUCUCAGCAAAAGGCUCAAGACGUAUGCCAACUUUCCAGAAGCACCUCAGGAGGAAGCUUCUCUCAGCAAUAGGCUCAAGACGUAUGCCAACUUUCCAGAAGCACCUCAGGAGGAGGCUUCUCUCAGCAAUAGGCUCAAGACGUAUGCCAACUUUCCAGAAGCACCUCAGGAGGAGGCUUCUCUCAGCAAUAGGCUCAAGACGUAUGCCAACUUUCCAGAAGCACCUCAGGAGGAGGCUUCUCUCAGCAAAAGGCUCAAGACGUAUGCCAACUUUCCAGAAGCAACUCAGGAGGAGGCUUCUCUCAGCAAUAGGCUCAAGACGUAUGCCAACUUUCCAGAAGCACCUCAGGAGGAGGCUUCUCUCAGCAAUAGGCUCAAGACCUAUGCCAACUUUCCAGAAGCACCUCAGGAGGAGGCUUCUCUCAGCAAUAGGCUCAAGACGUAUGCCAACUUUCCAGAAGCACCUCAGGAGAAGGCUUCUCUCAGCAAUAGGCUCAAGACGUAUGCCAACUUUCCAGAAGCACCUCAGGAGGAGGCUUCUCUCAGCAAUAGGCUCAAGACGUAUGCCAACUUUCCAGAAGCACCUCAGGAGGAGGCUUCUCUCAGCAAAAGGCUCAAGACGUAUGCCAACUUUCCAGAAGCACCUCAGGAGGAAGCUUCUCUCAGCAAUAGGCUCAAGACGUAUGCCAACUUUCCAGAAGCACCUCAGGAGGAGGCUUCUCUCAGCAAUAGGCUCAAGACGUAUGCCAACUUUCCAGAAGCACCUCAGGAGGAGGCUUCUCUCAGCAAUAGGCUCAAGACGUAUGCCAACUUUCCAGAAGCACCUCAGGAGGAGGCUUCUCUCAGCAAAAGGCUCAAGACGUAUGCCAACUUUCCAGAAGCACCUCAGGAGGAAGCUUCUCUCAGCAAUAGGCUCAAGACGUAUGCCAACUUUCCAGAAGCACCUCAGGAGGAGGCUUCUCUCAGCAAUAGGCUCAAGACGUAUGCCAACUUUCCAGAAGCACCUCAGGAGGAGGCUUCUCUCAGCAAUAGGCUCAAGACGUAUGCCAACUUUCCAGAAGCACCUCAGGAGGAGGCUUCUCUCAGCAAUAGGCUCAAGACGUAUGCCAACUUUCCAGAAGCACCUCAGGAGGAGGCUUCUCUCAGCAAAAGGCUCAAGACGUAUGCCAACUUUCCAGAAGCACCUCAGGAGGAAGCUUCUCUCAGCAAUAGGCUCAAGACGUAUGCCAACUUUCCAGAAGCACCUCAGGAGGAGGCUUCUCUCAGCAAUAGGCUCAAGACGUAUGCCAACUUUCCAGAAGCACCUCAGGAGGAGGCUUCUCUCAGCAAUAGGCUCAAGACGUAUGCCAACUUUCCAGAAGCACCUCAGGAGGAGGCUUCUCUCAGCAAAAGGCUCAAGACGUAUGCCAACUUUCCAGAAGCACCUCAGGAGGAAGCUUCUCUCAGCAAUAGGCUCAAGACGUAUGCCAACUUUCCAGAAGCACCUCAGGAGGAGGCUUCUCUCAGCAAUAGGCUCAAGACGUAUGCCAACUUUCCAGAAGCACCUCAGGAGGAGGCUUCUCUCAGCAAUAGGCUCAAGACGUAUGCCAACUUUCCAGAAGCACCUCAGGAGGAGGCUUCUCUCAGCAAUAGGCUCAAGACGUAUGCCAACUUUCCAGAAGCACCUCAGGAGGAGGCUUCUCUCAGCAAUAGGCUCAAGACGUAUGCCAACUUUCCAGAAGCACCUCAGGAGGAGGCUUCUCUCAGCAAUAGGCUCAAGACGUAUGCCAACUUUCCAGAAGCACCUCAGGAGGAGGCUUCUCUCAGCAAUAGGCUCAAGACGUAUGCCAACUUUCCAGAAGCACCUCAGGAGGAGGCUUCUCUCAGCAAUAGGCUCAAGACGUAUGCCAACUUUCUAGAAGCACCUCAGGAGGAGGCUUCUCUCAGCAAUAGGCUCAAGACGUAUGCCAACUUUCCAGAAGCACCUCAGGAGGAGGCUUCUCUCAGCAAUAGGCUCAAGACGUAUGCCAACUUUCCAGAAGCACCUCAGGAGGAGGCUUCUCUCAGCAAUAGGCUCAAGACGUAUGCCAACUUUCCAGAAGCACCUCAGGAGGAGGCUUCUCUCAGCAAUAGGCUCAAGACGUAUGCCAACUUUCCAGAAGCACCUCAGGAGGAGGCUUCUCUCAGCAAUAGGCUCAAGACGUAUGCCAACUUUCCAGAAGCACCUCAGGAGGAGGCUUCUCUCAGCAAUAGGCUCAAGACGUAUGCCAACUUUCCAGAAGCACCUCAGGAGGAGGCUUCUCUCAGCAAUAGGCUCAAGACGUAUGCCAACUUUCCAGAACCACCUCAGGAGGAGGCUUCUCUCAGCAAUAGGCUCAAGACGUAUGCCAACUUUCCAGAAGCACCUCAGGAGGAGGCUUCUCUCAGCAAUAGGCUCAAGACGUAUGCCAACUUUCCAGAAACACCUCAGGAGGAGGCUUCUCUCAGCAAUAGGCUCAAGACGUAUGCCAACUUUCCAGAAGCACCUCAGGAGGAGGCUUCUCUCAGCAAUAGGCUCAAGACGUAUGCCAACUUUCCAGAAGCACCUCAGGAGGAGGCUUCUCUCAGCAAUAGGCUCAAGACGUAUGCCAACUUUCCAGAAGCACCUCAGGAGGAGGCUUCUCUCAGCAAUAGGCUCAAGACGUAUGCCAACUUUCCAGAAGCACCUCAGGAGGAGGCUUCUCUCAGCAAUAGGCUCAAGACGUAUGCCAACUUUCCAGAAGCACCUCAGGAGGAGGCUUCUCUCAGCAAUAGGCUCAAGACGUAUGCCAACUUUCCAGAAGCACCUCAGGAGGAGGCUUCUCUCAGCAAUAGGCUCAAGACGUAUGCCAACUUUCCAGAAGCACCUCAGGAGGAGGUUUCUCUCAGCAAUAGGUUCAAGACGUAUGCCAACUUUCCAGAAGCACCUCAGGAGGAGGCUUCUCUCAGCAAUAGGCUCAAGACGUAUGGCAACUUUCCAGAAGCACCUCAGGAGGAGGAUUCUCUCAACAAUAGGCUCAAGACGUAUGCCAACUUUCCAGAAGCACCUCAGGAGGAGGCUUCUCUCAGCAAUAGGCUCAAGACGUAUGCCAACUUUCCAGAAGCACCUCAGGAGGAGGCAUCUCUCAGCAAUAGGCUCAAGACGUAUGCCAACUUUCCAGAAGCACCUCAGGAGGAGGCUUCUCUCAGCAAUAGGCUCAAGACGUAUGCCAACUUUCCAGAAGCACCUCAGGAGGAGGCUUCUCUCAGCAAUAGGCUCAAGACGUAUGCCAACUUUCCAGAAGCACCUCAGGAGGAGGCUUCUCUCAGCAUUAGGCUCAAGACGUAUGCCAACUUUCCAGAAGCACCUCAGGAGGAGGCUUCUCUCAGCAAUAGGCUCAAGACGUAUGCCAACUUUCCAGAAGCACCUCAGGAGGAGGCUUCUCUCAGCAAUAGGCUCAAGACGUAUGCCAACUUUCCAGAAGCACCUCAGGAGGAGGCUUCUCUCAGCAAUAGGCUCAAGACGUAUGCCAACUUUCCAGAAGCACCUCAGGAUGAGGCUUCUCUCAGCAAUAGGCUCAAGACGUAUGCCAACUUUCCAGAAGCACCUCAGGAGGAGGCUUCUCUCAGCAAUAGGCUCAAGACGUAUGCCAACUUUCCAGAAGCACCUCAGGAGGAGGCUUCUCUCAGCAAUAGGCUCAAGACGUAUGCCAACUUUCCAGAAGCACCUCAGGAGGAGGAUUCUCUCAGCAAUAGGCUCAAGACGUAUGCCAACUUUCCAGAAACACCUCAGGAGGAGACUUCUCUCAGCAAUAGGCUCAAGACGUAUGCCAACUUUCCAGAAGUACCUCAGGAGGAGGCUUCUCUCAGCAAUAGGCUCAAGACGUAUGCCAACUUUCCAGAAGCACCUCAGGAGGAGGCUUCUCUCAGCAAUAGGCUCAAGACGUAUGCCAACUUUCCAGAAGCACCUCAGGAGGAGGCUUCUCUCAGCAAUAGGCUCAAGACGUAUGCCAACUUUCCAGAAACACCUCAGGAGGAGACUUCUCUCAGCAAUAGGCUCAAGACGUAUGCCAACUUUCCAGAAGUACCUCAGGAGGAGGCUUCUCUCAGCAAUAGGCUCAAGACGUAUGCCAACUUUCCAGAAGCACCUCAGGAGGAGGCUUCUCUCAGCAAUAGGCUCAAGACGUAUGCCAACUUUCCAGAAGCACCUCAGGAGGAGGCUUCUCUCAGCAAUAGGCUCAAGACGUAUGCCAACUUUCCAGAAGCACCUCAGGAGGAGGCUUCUCUCAGCAGUAGGCUCAAGACGUAUGCCAACUUUCCAGAAGCACCUCAGGAGGAGGCUUCUCUCAGCAAUAGGCUCAAGACGUAUGCCAACUUUCCAAAAGCACCUCAGGAGGAGGCUUCUCUCAGCAAUAGGCUCAAGACGUAUGCCAACUUUCCAGAAGCACCUCAGGAUGAGGCUUCUCUCAGCAAUAGGCUCAAGACGUAUGCCAACUUUCCAGAAGCACCUCAGGAGGAGGCUUCUCUCAGCAAUAGGCUCAAGACGUAUGCCAACUUUCCAGAAGCACCUCAGGAGGAGGCUUCUCUCAGCAAUAGGCUCAAGACGUAUGCCAACUUUCCAGAAGCACCUCAGGAGGAGGAUUCUCUCAGCAAUAGGCUCAAGACGUAUGCCAACUUUCCAGAAGCACCUCAGGAGGAGACUUCUCUCAGCAAUAGGCUCAAGACGUAUGCCAACUUUCCAGAAGUACCUCAGGAGGAGGCUUCUCUCAGCAAUAGGCUCAAGACGUAUGCCAACUUUCCAGAAGCACCUCAGGAGGAGGCUUCUCUCAGCAAUAGGCUCAAGACGUAUGCCAACUUUCCAGAAGCACCUCAGGAGGAGGCUUCUCUCAGCAAUAGGCUCAAGACGUAUGCCAACUUUCCAGAAGUACCUCAGGAGGAGGCUUCUCUCAGCAAUAGGCUCAAGACGUAUGCCAACUUUCCAGAAGCACCUCAGGAGGAGGCUUCUCUCAGCAAUAGGCUCAAGACGUAUGCCAACUUUCCAGAAGCACCUCAGGAGGAGGCUUCUCUCAGCAAUAGGCUCAAGACGUAUGCCAACUUUCCAGAAGCACCUCAGGAGGAGGCUUCUCUCAGCAAUAGGCUCAAGACGUAUGCCAACUUUCCAGAAGCACCUCAGGAGGAGGCUUCUCUCAGCAAUAGGCUCAAGACGUAUGCCAACUUUCCAGAAGCACCUCAGGAGGAGGCUUCUCUCAGCAAUAGGCUCAAGACGUAUGCCAACUUUCCAAAAGCACCUCAGGAGGAGGCUUCUCUCAGCAAUAGGCUCAAGACGUAUGCCAACUUUCCAGAAGCACCUCAGGAGGAGGCUUCUCUCAGCAAUAGGCAACUCCAGAGAUGCCCCGAGAUCACUGUCCCAACUCUAGAGGAACACCAACUUCAGCACAGCAACUCGAGGAAUGCUCCGUGCACCCCAAAUCGUCUCGAGAUGAGAGCUGAUUCCCUGGUUUGGCUCAAGACGUAUGCCAACUUUCCAGAAGCACCUCAGGAGGAGGCUUCUCUCAGCAAUAGGCUCAAGACGUAUGCCAACUUUCCAGAAGCACCUCAGGAGGAGGCUUCUCUCAGCAAUAGGCUCAAGACGUAUGCCAACUUUCCAGAAGCACCUCAGGAGGAGGCUUCUCUCAGCAAUAGGCUCAAGACGUAUGCCAACUUUCCAAAAGCACCUCAGGAGGAGGCUUCUCUCAGCAAUAGGCUCAAGACGUAUGCCAACUUUCCAGAAGCACCUCAGGAGGAGGCUUCUCUCAGCAAUAGGCUCAAGACGUAUGCCAACUUUCCAGAAGCACCUCAGGAGGAGGCUUCUCUCAGCAAUAGGCUCAAGACGUAUGCCAACUUUCCAGAAGCACCUCAGGAGGAGGCUUCUCUCAGCAAUAGGCUCAAGACGUAUGCCAACUUUCCAGAAGCACCUCAAGAGGAGGCUUCUCUCAGCAAUAGGCUCAAGACGUAUGCCAACUUUCCAGAAGCACCUCAGGAGGAGGCUUCUCUCAGCAAUAGGCUCAAGACGUAUGCCAACUUUCCAGAAGCACCUCAGGAGGAGGCUUCUCUGAGCAAUAGGCUCAAGACGUAUGCCAACUUUCCAGAAGCACCUCAGGAGGAGGCUUCUAUCAGCAAUAGGCUCAAGACGUAUGCCAACUUUCCAGAAGCACCUCAGGAGGAGGCUUCUCUCAGCAAUAGGCUCAAGACGUAUGCCAACUUUCCAGAAGCACCUCAGGAGGAGGCUUCUCUCAGCAAUAGGCUCAAGACGUAUGCCAACUUUCCAGAAGCACCUCAAGAGGAGGCUUCUCUCAGCAAUAGGCUCAAGACGUAUGCCAACUUUCCAGAAGCACCUCAGGAGGAGGCUUCUCUCAGCAAUAGGCUCAAGACGUAUGCCAACUUUCCAGAAGCACCUCAGGAGGAGGCUUCUCUGAGCAAUAGGCUCAAGACAUAUGCCAACUUUCCAGAAGCACCUCAGGAGGAGUCUUCUCUCAGCAAUAGGCUCAAGACGUAUGCCAACUUUCCAGAAGCACCUCAGGAGGAGGCUUCUAUCAGCAAUAGGCUCAAGACGUAUGCCAACUUUCCAGAAGCACCUCAGGAGGAGGCUUCUCUCAGCAAUAGGCUCAAGACGUAUGCCAACUUUCCAGAAGCACCUCAGGAGGAGGCUUCUCUCAGCAAUAGGCUCAAGAAGUAUGCCAACUUUCCAGAAGCACCUCAGGAGGAGGCUUCUCUCAGCAAUAGGCUCAAGACGUAUGCCAACUUUCCAGAAGCACCUCAGGAGGAGGCUUCUCUCAGCAAUAGGCUCAAGAAGUAUGCCAACUUUCCAGAAGCACCUCAGGAGGAGGCUUCUCUCAGCAAUAGGCUCAAGACGUAUGCCAACUUUCCAGAAGCACCUCAGGAGGAGGCUUCUCUCAGCAAUAGGCUCAAGACAUAUGCCAACUUUCCAGAAGCACCUCAGGAGGAGUCUUCUCUCAGCAAUAGGCUCAAGACGUAUGCCAACUUUCCAGAAGCACCUCAGGAGGAGGCUUCUAUCAGCAAUAGGCUCAAGACGUAUGCCAACUUUCCAGAAGCACCUCAGGAGGAGGCUUCUCUCAGCAAUAGGCUCAAGACGUAUGCCAACUUUCCAGAAGCACCUCAGGAGGAGGCUUCUCUCAGCAAUAGGCUCAAGACGUAUGCCAACUUUCCAGAAGCACCUCAGGAGGAGGCUUCUCUCAGCAAUAGGCUCAAGACGUAUGACAACUUUCCAGAAGCACCUCAGGAGGAGGCUUCUCCCAGCAAUAGGCUCAAGACGUAUGCCAACUUUCCAGAAGCACCUCAGGAGGAGGCUUCUCUCAGCAAUAGGCUCAAGACGUAUGCCAACUUUCCAGAAGCACCUCAGGAGGAGGCUUCUCUCAGCAAUAGGCUCAAGACGUAUGACAACUUUCCAGAAGCACCUCAGGAGGAGGCUUCUCCCAGCAAUAGGCUCAAGACGUAUGCCAACUUUCCAGAAGCACCUCAGGAGGAGGCUUCUCUCAGCAAUAGGCUCAAGACGUAUGCCAACUUUCCAGAAGCACCUCAGGAGGAGGCUUCUCUCAGCAAUAGGCUCAAGACGUAUGACAACUUUCCAGAAGCACCUCAGGAGGAGGCUUCUCCCAGCAAUAGGCUCAAGACGUAUGCCAACUUUCCAGAAGCACCUCAGGAGGAGGCUUCUCUCAGCAAUAGGCUCAAGACGUAUGCCAACUUUCCAGAAGCACCUCAGGAGGAGGCUUCUCUCAGCAAUAGGCUCAAGACGUAUGCCAACUUUCCAGAAGCACCUCAGGAGGAGGCUUCUCUGAGCAAUAGGCUCAAGACAUAUGCCAACUUUCCAGAAGCACCUCAGGAGGAGUCUUCUCUCAGCAAUAGGCUCAAGACGUAUGCCAACUUUCCAGAAGCACCUCAGGAGGAGGCUUCUAUCAGCAAUAGGCUCAAGACGUAUGCCAACUUUCCAGAAGCACCUCAGGAGGAGGCUUCUCUGAGCAAUAGGCUCAAGACAUAUGCCAACUUUCCAGAAGCACCUCAGGAGGAGUCUUCUCUCAGCAAUAGGCUCAAGACGUAUGCCAACUUUCCAGAAGCACCUCAGGAGGAGGCUUCUAUCAGCAAUAGGCUCAAGACGUAUGCCAACUUUCCAGAAGCACCUCAGGAGGAGGCUUCUCUCAGCAAUAGGCUCAAGACAUAUGCCAACUUUCCAGAAGCACCUCAGGAGGAGGCUUCUCUCAGCAAUAGGCUCAAGACGUAUGCCAACUUUCCAGAAGCACCUCAGGAGGAGGCUUCUCUCAGCAAUAGGCUCAAGACGUAUGCCAACUUUCCAGAAGCACCUCAGGAGGAGGCUUCUCUCAGCAAUAGGCUCAAGACGUAUGCCAACUUUCCAGAAGCACCUCAGGAGGAGGCUUCUCUCAGCAAUAGGCUCAAGACAUAUGCCAACUUUCCAGAAGCACCUCAGGAGGAGGCUUUUCUCAGCAAUAGGCUCAAGACAUAUGCCAACUUUCCAGAAGCACCUCAGGAGGAGUCUUCUCUCAGCAAUAGGCUCAAGACGUAUGCCAACUUUCCAGAAGCACCUCAGGAGGAGGCUUCUAUCAGCAAUAGGCUCAAGACGUAUGCCAACUUUCCAGAAGCACCUCAGGAGGAGGCUUCUCUGAGCAAUAGGCUCAAGACAUAUGCCAACUUUCCAGAAGCACCUCAGGAGGAGUCUUCUCUCAGCAAUAGGCUCAAGACGUAUGCCAACUUUCCAGAAGCACCUCAGGAGGAGGCUUCUAUCAGCAAUAGGCUCAAGACGUAUGCCAACUUUCCAGAAGCACCUCAGGAGGAGGCUUCUCUGAGCAAUAGGCUCAAGACAUAUGCCAACUUUCCAGAAGCACCUCAGGAGGAGUCUUCUCUCAGCAAUAGGCUCAAGACGUAUGCCAACUUUCCAGAAGCACCUCAGGAGGAGGCUUCUAUCAGCAAUAGGCUCAAGACGUAUGCCAACUUUCCAGAAGCACCUCAGGAGGAGGCUUCUCUCAGCAAUAGGCUCAAGACAUAUGCCAACUUUCCAGAAGCACCUCAGGAGGAGGCUUCUCUCAGCAAUAGGCUCAAGACGUAUGCCAACUUUCCAGAAGCACCUCAGGAGGAGGCUUCUCUCAGCAAUAGGCUCAAGACGUAUGCCAACUUUCCAGAAGCACCUCAGGAGGAGGCUUCUCUCAGCAAUAGGCUCAAGACGUAUGCCAACUUUCCAGAAGCACCUCAGGAGGAGGCUUCUCUCAGCAAUAGGCUCAAGACAUAUGCCAACUUUCCAGAAGCACCUCAGGAGGAGGCUUUUCUCAGCAAUAGGCUCAAGACGUAUGCCAACUUUCCAGAAGCACCUCAGGAGGAGGCUUCUCUCAGCAAUAGGCUCAAGACGUAUGCCAACUUUCCAGAAGCACCUCAGGAGGAGGCUUCUCUCAGCAAUAGGCUCAAGACAUAUGCCAACUUUCCAGAAGCACCUCAGGAGGAGGCUUUUCUCAGCAAUAGGCUCAAGACGUAUGCCAACUUUCCAGAAGCACCUCAGGAGGAGGCUUCUCUCAGCAAUAGGCUCAAGACGUAUGCCAACUUUCCAGAAGCACCUCAGGAGGAGACUUCUCUCAGCAAUAGGCUCAAGACGUAUGCCAACUUCCCAGAAGCACCUCAGGAGGAGGCUUCUCUCAGCAAUAGGCUCAAGACGUAUGCCAACUUUCCAGAAGCACCUCAGGAGGAGGCUUCUCUCAGCAAUAGGCUCAAGACGUAUGCCAACUUUCCAGAAGCACCUCAGGAGGAGGCUUCUCUCAGCAAUAGGCUCAAGACGUAUGCCAACUUUCCACAAGCACCUCAGGAGGAGGCUUCUCUCAGCAAUAGGCUCAAGACGUAUGCCAACUUUCCAGAAGCACCUCAGGAGGAGGCUUCUCUCAGCAAUAGGCUCAAGACGUAUGCCAACUUUCCAGAAGCACCUCAGGAGGAGGCUUCUCUCAGCAAUAGGCUCAAGACGUAUGCCAACUUUCCAGAAGCACCUCAGGAGGAGGCUUCUCUGAGCAAUAGGCUCAAGACGUAUGCCAACUUUCCAGAAGCACCUCAGGAGGAGGCUUCUCUCAGCAAUAGGCUCAAGACGUAUGCCAACUUUCCAGAAGCACCUCAGGAGGAGGCUUCUCUCAGCAAUAGGCUCAAGACGUAUGCCAACUUUCCAGAAGCACCUCAGGAGGAGGCUUCUCUCAGCAAUAGGCUCAAGACGUAUGCCAACUUUCCAGAAGCACCUCAGGAGGAGGCUUCUCUCAGCAAUAGGCUCAAGACGUAUGCCAACUUUCCAGAAGCACCUCAGGAGGAGGCUUCUCUCAGCAAUAGGCUCAAGACAUAUGCCAACUUUCCAGAAGCACCUCAGGAGGAGGCUUCUCUCAGCAAUAGGCUCAAGACGUAUGCCAACUUUCCAGAAGCACCUCAGGAGGAGGCUUCUCUCAGCAAUAGGCUCAAGACGUAUGCCAACUUUCCAGAAGCACCUCAGGAGGAGGCUUCUCUCAGCAAUAGGCUCAAGACGUAUACCAACUUUCCAGAAGCACCUCAGGAGGAGGCUUCUCUCAGCAAUAGGCUCAAGACGUAUGCCAACUUUCCAGAAGCACCUCAGGAGGAGGCUUCUCUCAGCAAUAGGCUCAAGACGUAUGCCAACUUUCCAGAAGCACCUCAGGAGGAGGCUUCUCUCAGCAAUAGGCUCAAGACAUAUGCCAACUUUCCAGAAGCACCUCAGGAGGAGGCUUCUCUCAGCAAUAGGCUCAAGACGUAUGCCAACUUUCCAGAAGCACCUCAGGAGGAGGCUUCUCUCAGCAAUAGGCUCAAGACGUAUGCCAACUUUCCAGAAGCACCUCAGGAGGAGGCUUCUCUCAGCAAUAGGCUCAAGACGUAUGCCAACUUUCCAGAAGCACCUCAGGAGGAGGCUUCUCUCAGCAAUAGGCUCAAGACGUAUGCCAACUUUCCAGAAGCACCUCAGGAGGAGGCUUCUCUCAGCAAUAGGCUCAAGACGUAUGCCAACUUUCCAGAAGCACCUCAGGAGGAGGCUUCUCUCAGCAAUAGGCUCAAGACAUAUGCCAACUUUCCAGAAGCACCUCAGGAGGAGGCUUUUCUCAGCAAUAGGCUCAAGACGUAUGCCAACUUUCCAGAAGCACCUCAGGAGGAGGCUUCUCUCAGCAAUAGGCUCAAGACGUAUGCCAACUUUCCAGAAGCACCUCAGGAGGAGGCUUCUCUUAGCAAUAGGCUCAAGACGUAUGCCAACUUUCCAGAAGCACCUCAGGAGGAGGCUUCUCUCAGCAAUAGGCUCAAGACGUAUGCCAACUUUCCAGAAGCACCUCAGGAGGAGACUUCUCUCAGCAAUAGGCUCAAGACGUAUGCCAACUUCCCAGAAGCACCUCAGGAGGAGGCUUCUCUCAGCAAUAGGCUCAAGACGUAUGCCAACUUUCCAGAAGCACCUCAGGAGGAGGCUUCUCUCAGCAAUAGGCUCAAGACGUAUGCCAACUUUCCAGAAGCACCUCAGGAGGAGGCUUCUCUCAGCAAUAGGCUCAAGACGUAUGCCAACUUUCCAGAAGCACCUCAGGAGGAGGCUUCUCUCAGCAAUAGGCUCAAGACGUAUGCCAACUUUCCAGAAGCACCUCAGGAGGAGGCUUCUCUGAGCAAUAGGCUCAAGACGUAUGCCAACUUUCCAGAAGCACCUCAGGAGGAGGCUUCUCUCAGCAAUAGGCUCAAGACGUAUGCCAACUUUCCAGAAGCACCUCAGGAGGAGGCUUCUCUCAGCAAUAGGCUCAAGACGUAUGCCAACUUUCCAGAAGCACCUCAGGAGGAGGCUUCUCUCAGCAAUAGGCUCAAGACGUAUGCCAACUUUCCAGAAGCACCUCAGGAGGAGGCUUCUCUCAGCAAUAGGCUCAAGACGUAUGCCAACUUUCCAGAAGCACCUCAGGAGGAGGCUUCUCUCAGCAAUAGGCUCAAGACGUAUGCCAACUUUCCAGAAGCACCUCAGGAGGAGGCUUCUCUCAGCAAUAGGCUCAAGACGUAUGCCAACUUUCCAGAAGCACCUCAGGAGGAGGCUUCUCUCAGCAAUAGGCUCAAGACGUAUGCCAACUUUCCAGAAGCACCUCAGGAGGAGGCUUCUCUCAGCAAUAGGCUCAAGACGUAUGCCAACUUUCCAGAAGCACCUCAGGAGGAGGCUUCUCUCAGCAAUAGGCUCAAGACGUAUGCCAACUUUCCAGAAGCACCUCAGGAGGAGGCUUCUCUCAGCAAUAGGCUCAAGACGAAUGCCAACUUUCCAGAAGCACCUCAGGAGGAGGCUUCUCUCAGCAAUAGGCUCAAGACAUAUGCCAACUUUCCAGAAGCACCUCAGGAGGAGGCUUCUCUCAGCAAUAGGCUCAAGACGAAUGCCAACUUUCCAGAAGCACCUCAGGAGGAGGCUUCUCUCAGCAAUAGGCUCAAGACAUAUGCCAACUUUCCAGAAGCACCUCAGGAGGAGGCUUCUCUCAGCAAUAGGCUCAAGACGUAUGCCAACUUUCCAGAAGCACCUCAGGAGGAGGCUUCUCUCAGCAAUAGGCUCAAGACGUAUGCCAACUUUCCAGAAGCACCUCAGGAGGACGCUUCUCUCAGCAAUAGGCUCAAGACGUAUGCCAACUUUCCAGAAGCACCUCAGGAGGAGGCUUCUCUCAGCAAUAGGCUCAAGACGUAUGCCAACUUCCCAGAAGCACCUCAGGAGGAGGCUUCUCUCAGCAAUAGGCUCAAGACGUAUGCCAACUUUCCAGAAGCACCUCAGGAGGAGGCUUCUCUCAGCAAUAGGCUCAAGACGUAUGCCAACUUUCCAGAAGCACCUCAGGAGGAGGCUUCUCUCAGCAAUAGGCUCAAGACGAAUGCCAACUUUCCAGAAGCACCUCAGGAGGAGGCUUCUCUCAGCAAUAGGCUCAAGACAUAUGCCAACUUUCCAGAAGCACCUCAGGAGGAGGCUUCUCUCAGCAAUAGGCUCAAGACGUAUGCCAACUUUCCAGAAGCACCUCAGGAGGAGGCUUCUCUCAGCAAUAGGCUCAAGACGUAUGCCAACUUUCCAGAAGCACCUCAGGAGGACGCUUCUCUCAGCAAUAGGCUCAAGACGUAUGCCAACUUUCCAGAAGCACCUCAGGAGGAGGCUUCUCUCAGCAAUAGGCUCAAGACGUAUGCCAACUUCCCAGAAGCACCUCAGGAGGAGGCUUCUCUCAGCAAUAGGCUCAAGACGUAUGCCAACUUUCCAGAAGCACCUCAGGAGGAGGCUUCUCUCAGCAAUAGGCUCAAGACGUAUGCCAACUUUCCAGAAGCACCUCAGGAGGAGGCUUCUCUCAGCAAUAGGCUCAAGACGUAUGCCAACUUUCCAGAAGCACCUCAGGAGGACGCUUCUCUCAGCAAUAGGCUCAAGACGUAUGCCAACUUUCCAGAAGCACCUCAGGAGGAGGCUUCUCUCAGCAAUAGGCUCAAGACAUAUGCCAACUUUCCAGAAGCACCUCAGGAGGAGGCUUCUCUCAGCAAUAGGCUCAAGACGUAUGCCAACUUUCCAGAAGCACCUCAGGAGGACGCUUCUCUCAGCAAUAGGCUCAAGACGUAUGCCAACUUUCCAGAAGCACCUCAGGAGGAGGCUUCUCUCAGCAAUAGGCUCAAGACGUAUGCCAACUUUCCAGAAGCACCUCAGGAGGAGGCUUCUCUCAGCAAUAGGCUCAAGACGUAUGCCAACUUUCCAGAAGCACCUCAGGAGGACGCUUCUCUCAGCAAUAGGCUCAAGACGUAUGCCAACUUUCCAGAAGCACCUCAGGAGGAGGCUUCUCUCAGCAAUAGGCUCAAGACAUAUGCCAACUUUCCAGAAGCACCUCAGGAGGAGGAUUUUCUCAGCAAUAGGCUCAAGACGUAUGCCAACUUUCCAGAAGCACCUCAGGAGGAGGCUUCUCUCAGCAAUAGGCUCAAGACGUAUGCCAACUUUCCAGAAGCACCUCAGGAGGAGGCUUCUCUCAGCAAUAGGCUCAAGACGUAUGCCAACUUUCCAGAAGCACCUCAGGAGGAGGCUUCUCUCAGCAAUAGGCUCAAGACGUAUGCCAGCUUACCAGAAGCACCUCAGGAGGAGGCUUCUCUCAGCAAUAGGCUCAAGACGUAUGCCAACUUUCCAGAAGCACCUCAGGAGGACGCUUCUCUCAGCAAUAGGCUCAAGACGUAUGCCAACUUUCCAGAAGCACCUCAGGAGGAGGCUUCUCUCAGCAAUAGGCUCAAGACAUAUGCCAACUUUCCAGAAGCACCUCAGGAGGAGGCUUCUCUCAGCAAUAGGCUCAAGACGUAUGCCAACUUUCCAGAAGCACCUCAGGAGGAGGCUUCUCUCAGCAAUAGGCUCAAGACGUAUGCCAACUUUCCAGAAGCACCUCAGGAGGAGGCUUCUCUCAGCAAUAGGCUCAAGACGUAUGCCAACUUUCCAGAAGCACCUCAGGAGGAGGCUUCUCUCAGCAAUAGGCUCAAGACGUAUGCCAACUUUCCAGAAGCACCUCAGGAGGAGGCUUCUCUCAGCAAUAGGCUCAAGACAUAUGCCAACUUUCCAGAAGCACCUCAGGAGGAGGCUUCUCUCAGCAAUAGGCUCAAGACAUAUGCCAACUUUCCAGAAGCACCUCAGGAGGAGGCUUCUCUCAGCAAUAGGCUCAAGACGUAUGCCAACUUUCCAGAAGCACCUCAGGAGGAGGCUUCUCUCAGCAAUAGGCUCAAGACGUAUGCCAACUUUCCAGAAGCACCUCAGGAGGAGGCUUCUCUCAGCAAUAGGCUCAAGACGUAUGCCAACUUUCCAGAAGCACCUCAGGAGGAGGCUUCUCUCAGCAAUAGGCUCAAGACGUAUGCCAACUUUCCAGAAGCACCUCAGGAGGAGGCUUCUCUCAGCAAUAGGCUCAAGACAUAUGCCAACUUUCCAGAAGCACCUCAGGAGGAGGCUUCUCUCAGCAAUAGGCUCAAGACGUAUGCCAACUUUCCAGAAGCACCUCAGGAGGAGGCUUCUCUCAGCAAUAGGCUCAAGACGUAUGCCAACUUUCCAGAAGCACCUCAGGAGGAGGCUUCUCUCAGCAAUAGGCUCAAGACGUAUGCCAGCUUACCAGAAGCACCUCAGGAGGAGGCUUCUCUCAGCAAUAGGCUCAAGACGUAUGCCAACUUUCCAGAAGCACCUCAGGAGGACGCUUCUCUCAGCAAUAGGCUCAAGACGUAUGCCAACUUUCCAGAAGCACCUCAGGAGGAGGCUUCUCUCAGCAAUAGGCUCAAGACAUAUGCCAACUUUCCAGAAGCACCUCAGGAGGAGGCUUCUCUCAGCAAUAGGCUCAAGACGUAUGCCAACUUUCCAGAAGCACCUCAGGAGGAGGCUUCUCUCAGCAAUAGGCUCAAGACGUAUGCCAACUUUCCAGAAGCACCUCAGGAGGAGGCUUCUCUCAGCAAUAGGCUCAAGACGUAUGCCAACUUUCCAGAAGCACCUCAGGAGGAGGCUUCUCUCAGCAAUAGGCUCAAGACGUAUGCCAACUUUCCAGAAGCACCUCAGGAGGAGGCUUCUCUCAGCAAUAGGCUCAAGACGUAUGCCAACUUUCCAGAAGCACCUCAGGAGGAGGCUUCUCUCAGCAAUAGGCUCAAGACGUAUGCCAACUUUCCAGAAGCACCUCAGGAGGAGGCUUCUCUCAGCAAUAGGCUCAAGACGUAUGCCAACUUUCCAGAAGCACCUCAGGAGGAGGCUUCUCUCAGCAAUAGGCUCAAGACGUAUGCCAACUUUCCAGAAGCACCUCAGGAGGAGGAUUUUCUCAGCAAUAGGCUCAAGACAUAUGCCAACUUUCCAGAAGCACCUCAGGAGGAGGCUUCUCUCAGCAAUAGGCUCAAGACGUAUGCCAACUUUCCAGAAGCACCUCAGGAGGAGGCUUCUCUCAGCAAUAGGCUCAAGACGUAUGCCAACUUUCCAGAAGCACCUCAGGAGGAGGCUUCUCUCAGCAAUAGGCUCAAGACGUAUGCCAACUUUCCAGAAGCACCUCAGGAGGAGGCUUCUCUCAGCAAUAGGCUCAAGACGUAUGCCAACUUUCCAGAAGCACCUCAGGAGGAGGCUUCUCUCAGCAAUAGGCUCAAGACGUAUGCCAACUUUCCAGAAGCACCUCAGGAGGAGGCUUCUCUCAGCAAUAGAAUGCCUCACAUCCCGCUGACACCUCGAGAGGCGCGCGGAGUUCAUGGUUCAAAAGGUGACGAUGCCUGA
Molecule: messenger RNA, 23112 nt
Organism: Rangifer tarandus platyrhynchus (Svalbard reindeer)
Lineage: Eukaryota; Metazoa; Chordata; Mammalia; Artiodactyla; Cervidae
Source: the annotation of a GenBank genome assembly